ACGUGAGACGAAGCAGAGUCAUAAUUCGGGAUGGGGAGGACUGAUUUGACGUGAAUGUAGUUGCUCCUGCUCGCGUGUCUAUACCUGAGAACCCCACCGCGUUUCAAUGAGAUUGAGAUGCCAGGCGGCUUGGCCAGGCGGAUCGUUAUCGAGCAUGCCAGGCGGACUGUCCUUGUCGAGGCUGAUCGCGAGCAUGUCAGGCGGCUUGGCCAUCAUGCUGGCCUUGACCGAGCGUAACUGGUUGGGAUAUUUCAGACUCCGUAGCCAAAUGUAGUCGCUGCCAGUGCUUCUUCUCGUUCUCCAGCCCUUCCCCUCGUCACCCGACCGCUCCUCUUUCCGCGCGGUCAUCCAUUUCUCAGCCUUCCUGUGUUUAGGGCAUGCCCUUCACUCACUCCUCCGCCUCCUCCUCCUCCUCCUGCAUGUCCUAGGGCAGCCUCUCUUCGUCACGAAGUAGACACAUUCCCCUACAGGCAGGUGUCUGACCUGAUCCACCUCCUCUCUGUUGUGCUCUGGUGUGCGACGUCGGCUUUGAACUCCAAUUGACAGGUGGAUUUUCCGCACCCACUGCCGCCGCGGGCUGCCUCCAGGGCCCCGUUGAUGUGGUGUGCCUGGUAUUCGGAGCUCGCUGGGCCAGUGACGGUCUGCAGCGAGCCCCCUUCUCCCUACGGUCGGACCGAGGUGCAGGAUCGGGGUCGGCUCGGGGAGGGUGCCCUACCGUUCUUCGUGUUCGGUGGAUGUUCUUUGCGUGUUUGCUGGAUGCUCUUCGUGCUUCAGGAGCAGGAGCAGGAGCAGGAGCGCAGAGGGCAGAGGGCGGAGGCACCGCCGUCGUUGGCGAGGGCCUCCUGCUCCGUACACUUCCGGCGGCCACCGUGCAGACGCGGCCGCGUGGCGUUUCGGGCCAGCCUGAAGCUGCUCCUCCCCCUCCCGCCUCUUUCUCUCGUCCUCUUCCCCUUUCCCGCCCUGCCUCCCUCUCCUCUCUGUCCUUGGCACCGCGCCGAGCAGCCCUCACGCAAUUGUCGCCGACCAGAUGUGACGCGCUCGACAAAGCCGGCCGGGCGAGUUUGAAGUGGAGGCAUGGGGCCUCUGACCCCCCCCGGAGGGCUAUUUUCCAAGGCGCCCGCGCCCAGAGGAGGGUGGCGGUGUGCCAGUGUGUGCUUGUCGAGCUUUUCGGGAUCUCUUGGUGGUGCUCGACGCGAGUCGCGAACAAA
Molecule: messenger RNA, 1208 nt
Organism: Prorocentrum cordatum
Lineage: Eukaryota; Dinophyceae; Prorocentrales; Prorocentraceae
Source: the annotation of a GenBank genome assembly